AUGGCCGUGACUCCCAUGACUACUAGUUGCUCCACCGCCGGCAGUCGGCUCGAAGUGCGAUCCUGGGAAAAGCUACACCCGCAUGGAGACGUGUACAGUCCACGCACAGGCCACACAGUCACCAGCAAAGAUGGCCGAGUGUAUGUCUUCGGCGGCACAGAUCGUAGAAGACGUCAACAGGAUCUGUACCAGCUGGAUCUCGAGACGAGCUCGUGGUCGCAGGUGCAGACGCACGGUGCUCUCCCGCCGAGGCGCUCAGGGGCGCUAGGAGUUGUCCACGAAAGCGACAUGUUCAUCUUCGGAGGCUACGACGGUCGUGAUGGCAACUACUUCAACGAUCUGUACUACUUCAACUUCGACGAACAGAGGUGGAGCCAGAUGCCCAGCGUCGUGGAGGACCGACCGGAAGCUCGCACUGACCACAUCAUGGUGCUGCACUCGUCCAGUAUUUAUAUUUUCGGAGGCUACAACGGCUCGAGUCGUUUCAACGACCUCUGUGGCUACGACAUUCAGGCACAACGCUGGAGCCGAUUGCAGGCCCAGGGCGCCGUCCCGUCCAGACGCUUUGGCCACAGUGGUGUCGUGCACACAGAGACCAACCGGUUGAUCGUUUUUGGAGGGUGGGAUGGACGCGACACACUGAACGACCUGUACGAGUACAGCUUUGUCACGAACGAGUGGAGGAAGCUGGAGACGACUGGCAGUAGCCCACCGCACAGAUACCGUCAUACAGCCGUGAUUUUCGGCGACAACAUGUUUGUCUUUGGGGGUGUGGACAAGACACACAGCCGCUUUAACGACCUGCAACGCCUCGACUUGGUGACCAACACGUGGAGUGAAGUUUGUACGACUGGAAGCAUCCCAAGUAGUCGAACGUUCCACCGAGCUGUGGUCGUGGAUAGCAAAAUGUACUUGUUAGGAGGAUACGACGGCACGGACAGACUGCAGGAUUUGUACUCGAUUGAUAUUGGAGCACUCACACCUCCGUCACUCUUGGAUAUCUGCGCCGACUACGUCCGAACGAAUCUUGACGCUGUGUUGGAGACAACGACUUUCAAGGGGGUCCCGAUGGACAUCAUUGACCACGUAAUUUUCAAGCGCGAUCUUGAAGGACGACUGCGAGGAAAGUGCAAGCUCUGCCGACCAGGAAGAUGUUGUGUGUAUCGAAUGCAGAAGAUGGAGGCUUGUCCACAGGACAAACAGGAUCCACACUUUGGCUGUGUGUGCGGACACUCUACAUUCCACCACGAAGUGAUAGAGGAAUCAAAACUUUACGGCAAGAAGCCGGCUGGAUCAACAUCAACAAAAGUUCUUAUGCUCUGCGGCUCCAUUUACAAGCGCCUAUUCGACUCAACUUCGUCCACGGCGUCAACUUCAUCGCUUCUUUCAUCUCCUCGCAGUCGCUACUCUGACGAAGGUUCAAACAAUGAGAAAGAAUGCUUAGCAUAG
Molecule: messenger RNA, 1449 nt
Organism: Phytophthora infestans T30-4
Lineage: Eukaryota; Oomycota; Peronosporomycetes; Peronosporales; Peronosporaceae
Exons: 5
Coding region: 1-1449 (482 amino acids)
Cellular component (GO): Golgi apparatus
Molecular function (GO): protein binding
Source: RefSeq, a predicted model, not a curated record